Molecule: messenger RNA, 2217 nt
Organism: Argiope bruennichi
Lineage: Eukaryota; Metazoa; Arthropoda; Arachnida; Araneae; Araneidae
Product: sodium-dependent glucose transporter 1A-like
Exons: 5
Coding region: 162-1517 (451 amino acids)
Biological process (GO): transmembrane transport
Source: RefSeq, a predicted model, not a curated record
GAAAACGACUUUUUUCCCUUCAUAAUGUUUAUAGACAUUUUGCAAAAAUGAUUUCACAGUUAAAAAAAAAAGAGCGUAUAAAAAUUCUUCAGUGAUACCCUAAAGAUACUUGCCAGCAAUACAUCAAAAAUCUGGAAUAAACGGCGACUCUCACUUUUAAAAUGGUGAAGUUUUCAUCAAAGACACUCAGAAUCAUCAAGACGUGCAAUCUGUAUGCCAGUUGUAUCUCCGGGGGUAUCGCCUUUGCGGUGGUAGGACCAUGUUUGCUGGAUUUACAAGAAAUUGUCCAUACUGACACUGAACACAUAGGUGUUAUCUACACAGGCAGAUCAGCCGGAUAUUUGGUUGGCUCUCUUAUUGGCGGUGCAUUAUUUGACUUAAUUAAAAAGAAACAGCUAUUCAUGACCGUCUUCAACUUUUUCAUAGCCAUCACCAUGUUUGCUAUUCCUUGGUCUCGAAGCGUAGGAUCGCUUUCAGGGUGUUUGGUUUUAAACGGAUUUUCCAUUGGUGCUUUAGAAACGAGUUUAAGCGUCAGCUGUCUAAAUCUUUGGGGUCAAGAGAGUGGACCGUUUUACCAAGCUCUUCACUUCAUGUAUGGUUUUGGGAGUCUUCUGGCUCCACUUAUAGUGGCACCUUUCCUCGGAGAUUACCACCAUGAGCUUUUCAUCAAUGGUACAUCAACAUUUCUGAACCAUACAUCAAUGGAUUUGAGCUUCAAUAACACAAACAAUUCCUCCAGUUCUGAAAUACCCUCCCUAACAUAUGCUUACAUAAUAAUGGGUGGUUUUACGCUUCUGGUUUCCGUUUCUUUUCUUGUUGUAGGCAUCAUCGCACCAUCAGACGACGACAUUAACAAAAGUGAAAAGACCGAAAUCAGACAACCGGGAUUUGUAUUCCUUACUAUCGUUGUAAUAUUCACUUUUCUUCUUCUCUUUGUAAUAUGCGGAACAGAAAUCAGCUACGCACAGAUGGUUGCAACUACUUCUGUGAAAGGUCCUUUACAGCUUACGCCAGUCGUUGGUUCAUAUGUAACUUCAGCAUUUUGGGCUGCCUUUGCUUUUUCAAGAUUCUCUUCCAUAUUUCUUGCCAUUAAGUUCAGCAGUUUGCAGCUUAUGGUAUUCGAUUUUAUUAUAUUCUUUGCGGGAGCGAUGGUUUCAUUGUUUUUAGCUACAUCAAAAGAAUGGGCACUUUGGCUUUCUUCAGUUCUUAUAGGAUUUGGCGUAGCAUCUCUGUAUGCAUCAGUUGUGAACUGGGUUGAGCGAUAUAUCACCAUUACCAACAAAAUUCUUGGACUGUUUGUAACAGGCGCAGCGCUUGGCGAGAUGGCGAUUCCAUACACGAUUGGCUAUUUCCUAGAAAAAGUUCCGGAGAUUCUUAGUUAUACGGUAACAGCAAUGUGCAUUCUCUCAAUAGUUUUGACAGUAAUAUUAUAUUUAAUACUGAGAAAUAAGCAAGAUAAAUAUAUUGAAAAAGAAGGAAUAUCUAAUGUUGCUUAUGAUGCAAAUGUGACAGGUUAGGUGAUGCUUUUGGAUUCGUUUUGAUCCCAAGUUUCUGAAGUAUAUAGAAAAAAAAAGAAGCCAAUUUUUAUUGAAAAAUACCAUGUAAGCUAUUAAAGAUUUAUUUAAGCUCUCAUAAAUUGGAACAAGAUAAAUAAAAAAGGUAUUUUUAAAGAAUAUUAUAGACAUCAAAUGUUGGCUCAAACAGAACAAAAACCAAGGCUGCUUCUUACGCAAUUCUGAUAUAAUUUAAAAUUUGGUUCAAACAUUUUGUGCUGAUAUGAAUUUAAAAAUGAAAAUGUGCUUUAAUAGAAAACAAAGAAAUUAGUGGUAAACUAAAAUAUCAAACAUGGAUUAAAAGAUUUUGGGUUUAUAUGAAUUUAAAAAUGAAAAUAUAUUUUUGUUUUAAUAGAACACAAAGAAAGUGGUGGUAAAGUUUGGAAAACCAAUUUCUUUAAUUGGACCGAUAAGACAACAUUAAUCAGCAAUGUUUUCCUGUUUUAAAGUGUAUUUGUUAUAAAACUUAUCCCCUUUUUAGAGACAAAUAAAAAAAUAAAAAUUCUACUGUUUUUGCCAUUUUAAAAUUAUUUCUCUAUCAAUGUUCAUUAAAAAUGCUUAAGUGAUUGAAAUAAGAAAAUCAUUAUUUCUGCUGUUUCAAAAUUUCAUUUUUGAAAUAAACAAUCUUGGAACAAUAUAUAAUUUUUUCUUAAGAUAUUCAACA